This is a messenger RNA of Microtus ochrogaster (prairie vole), 3775 nucleotides long. RefSeq names its product leucine rich repeat and Ig domain containing 4 (gene Lingo4). Gene Ontology annotation, molecular function: protein binding. Lineage: Eukaryota; Metazoa; Chordata; Mammalia; Rodentia; Cricetidae. The record is from RefSeq and is a predicted model, not a curated record.
AGAGAGAGAGAGAGAGAGAAGAAAUGCUUUCUGGCUCCUUUCUCUCUCUUGGUCUUGGCGGCGCGGCCGCAGUAACAGUAGAGGCGGCGGCGGCAGCCACAGCAGUCCCGCCAGCCAGCGGGCUGAUGCUGCAGGCUGCUGGGGAGUGGGGAGUCAUACGCACAGGGGAGCUGGAGGGGCCAAGGUGCAACUCGGAUGGGACAGGCCCCAGCCUCGGAGAGAUACAGCUCCCAACUUGGUGCUACCCUCCAGCUUCUCCGGACUCGGGGGAUGGAUGCAGCCACAGCUCCGAAGCAAGCCUGGCUUCCGUGGCCCCCACUCCUUUUCCUGUUCCUCCUACCUGGAGGCAGCAACAGUAGCUGCCCUACUGUGUGUGACUGCACCUCCCAAACCCGGGCAGUACUUUGUGCCCACAGGCGACUGGACACUGUCCCUGGAGGGCUUCCACUGGACACAGAGCUCCUGGACUUGAGCAGAAACCGCCUGUGGGGGCUUCAGCGGGGCAUGCUCUCCCGACUGGGCCAGCUCCAAGAACUGGACCUCAGCUACAACCAGCUCUCUACCCUUGAGCCUGGAGCCUUCCAUGGCUUACAAAAUCUACUCACCCUGAGGCUUCAGGGCAACCGACUGAGAAUUGUGGGUCCUGGGAUCUUCUCAGGCCUAUCUACUCUCACACUGCUGGACCUCCGCCUCAAUCAGAUUGUACUCUUCCUAGAUGGAGCCUUUGGUGAGCUAGGCAGCCUCCAGCAACUGGAGGUAGGAGACAAUCACCUGGUGUUUGUGGCUCCCGGGGCCUUUGCAGGGCUGGCCAAGCUAAGUACCCUCACCCUGGAACGCUGCAACCUCAGCACAGUGCCUGGCCUAGCCCUUGCCCAGCUCCCAGCACUAGUGACUCUCAGGCUUCGAGAACUGGAUAUUGAGAGGCUGCCAGCGGGGGCGCUUCGAGGUCUAGGGCAGCUAAAGGAGCUGGAGAUCCACCACUGGCCAUCUCUGGAGGCCCUGGACCCAGGGAGCCUGCUUGGGCUCAAUCUGAGCACCCUGGCCAUCACCCGCUGCAAUCUGAGCUCAGUACCCUUCCAGGCACUGCACCAUCUGAGCUUCCUCAGGGUCUUGGAUCUGUCUCAGAAUCCUAUCUCAGCCAUCCCAGCCAGAAGGCUCAGCCCCCUGGUCAGGCUCCAGGAGCUCAGGCUGUCAGGGGCCUGCCUCACCUCCAUCGCUGCGCAUGCCUUCCACGGCCUGACCGCCUUCCACUUGCUGGAUGUAGCAGACAACGCUCUUCAGACCCUAGAGGAAACAGCCUUUCCUUCUCCAGACAAACUGGUCACCCUGAGGCUUUCUGGUAACCCCCUAACCUGUGAUUGCCGCCUCCUCUGGCUGCUCCGCCUCCGGCGCCGCCUGGACUUUGGCGCAUCCCCCCCUGCUUGUGCUGGCCCCCAACACGUCCAAGGGAAAAGCCUAAGGGAGUUUUCAGACAUCCUCCCUCCAGGCCACUUCACUUGCAAACCAGCCCUGAUCAGAAAGUCAGGGCCUCGGUGGGUCAUUGCAGAGGAGGGGGGCCAUGCUGUUUUCUCCUGCUCUGGAGAUGGAGAUCCAGCCCCCACGGUCUCCUGGAUGAGGCCUCAGGGAGCUUGGCUGGGAAGGGCCGGGCGAGUAAGGGUCCUAGAGGAUGGUACACUGGAGAUUCGCUCCGUGCAGCUGCGGGACAGGGGAGCCUAUGUCUGUGUAGUCAGCAAUGUGGCUGGGAAUGACUCCCUGAGGACCUGGCUGGAAGUUAUCCAAGUCGAACCACCAAAUGGCACUGUCUCUGACCCCAACAUCACCAUGCCAGGGAUCCCAGGGCCUUUCUUUCUGGACAGCAGGGGUGUGGUUAUGGUGCUGGCAGUGGGUUUUCUCCCCUUCCUCACCUCAGUGGCCCUCUGCUUCGGUCUGAUUGCCCUUUGGAGUAAAGGCAAAGGCCGGGUCAAGCACCACGUGACUUUUGAUUUUGUGGCACCUCGGCCUUCUGGGGAUAAGAACUCUGGGGGUAACCGGGUCACUGCCAAGUUAUUCUAAUCUUUUCUUCCAUACUGAAAACUCCCCGAGUCCACUUCAGAAGCCAAAGGGAAAGGCAGACUAAAGUCUCUUGAACCAUAGCUUCCUGUCAAACAACAUAGCCUCCCACACCUGUGGCCUGCAUUCCAAGAGCUGCUCUAGCUGAGGACAGCAAUGGUCACCUCUUCACUUUAUAGCCAAGACAGCCCCCAUUUGGCACCCCCACACCAGGCAGGAAAGGAACACAAGGCUCCAGUCUGCUUUACACACUUACAUACUCACAGACUCACACACUUACACACUCACACACUUACAGGACCAGCUGCUAAACACAACCUUGAGAUUAUCUCAGAAGUGGAGCUGGGAAGUACCACAAACAGCUUAAAGUCUGCUCAUCAUGCAGGCAUUUUCCCUUUCUUUUCUGCUACCCAGUGCCAAAUUCAGUCAGCGCCCCUGGGUGCAAUGAAGUAGAGUCAAGGAUUCAGCAGAUGCCUGGGACUGUGGCCUGGCUAUUUCUGGCAUUCUGCCUGCAGGAGCCUUGGCCACCUCCCUGACUGUCAGAAGCCACCAUGGUGACAUGAUCUCUGGGACUUUAUUUACUUCUAUCUACUUCUUCCCCUCCCAGCUUCCCUCCCUGUUCAGUUAGCGGUCAUCUGGCUCCACCUAACCAAGCCUGGCACAAAGGGUGACCCCUCACCCAAAGGCCUGCAGAGGUCAGCCCCCCAUCUCUCUAGAGCCAAAGAAGGCAAGAUUCCCCCACCUUUGAAGGGAUCCCUAUGCAGCAAUCUCCUGUUUCACAUCUUCAGUCUUCCUAGUGUUGCUGAUCCCAAGAGUGCCUGGCAAGGGGAAAGCCACAAGGGAACUCCUAGGGAAUGGCCAACAGACACAGAAUGCAUCUGGGAGCAAGGACGGGGAGCCCUGUAAGCCACUGUGAGAAGUGGAGGGAAGAGGGCAGCAGCUGCCUGGAUGCUUUCCACCAGCCUUGGCUCCCUCGGCUGGAUUUAGUGUGGCCCUGGUGGGAACCUGUCCCUGGAUAAAUGUGGAUAAAUGUCACCUCAAAGAGCAAGCGGAGUGAGAGGUAGAAUUGCUGACUGCGCACAGUGUGCUUCCAACAGAGGACAGAGCCCCAAAGCACAGAGAUGCUGGGAGCUCUAGACAGUGACAGCAUCAGAAAGGGAGGAGGAAAAAGGAGGCAGGGAGAAGGGGAGGAGAGACUGACAAAUGGAGUCAUGCAGCCCCAGGGAGCCUUUUUCUCUUGGCUGCAGCAUCUACCCAAUGUCCUUAGUUUCCUUCCUCCUUGCUGAGUCCCUGCCCACCUCACAAAACACCAUGUGCUUUCUAGUGGCUGCUGUUGCCCUUGCUAGGAGGAGACACCACUUGCUGCAAGAUUCCUAUCUCAAGCUGUCCCUGGCCCGGAGCGCAGCUGGAGGCCCUGAGCCAGCAAAGCUGGACUGAGAGGACCCAAGCACACAAGCACUUGGGAGCGCCAGAAGUGGCUGUAAGAGUUUAGGUGUUUAUAGAGCAAGGCUGGAGAAAAGGACAUUCCUGAAACCCCAACCUCCUCCAUGCCCUCGCGGUCCAAAGAGCAAUUCUGCAACCUCCUUUUCUCCCUCAUCUACCAGCAGCUCAUCAGGUUGCCACCUGGGAGAUGCCUGUGGAUUGCUCCCCACUCCCCCUAUUCUGAGAUUUGUACAUGCACCAUGUGUGUACUUGGUGCCCACAGAAGCCAGAAGAGGACAUUAGA